AAGAAAGGGUAGGCGGGGAAGAUGAAAGAGAGUCGAGCGGAGGGACUGGAGGUACUUGGCACGAGUUUGCGCGAGGAAGCCGCCUGGAAAGGACCGUUGCAGCGGGGCUGAAGCAAAAGGACCUUGUCUUGGGGGGAGCUCAGGGGCGGCGCGGGGCGCGGGAGGCGACGCGGCUGCAAAGCGCCUCGUGCAGCAAGAGCCGCAAAUUGGCUGCUGAAGUGACGCCUCAGUCCGGGGAGCUCUGCGAAGAGCAGCCGACAUAGAGAGGGAAAAGCGAAGAGUUUGUAGAACAAAGAGUCGUUCGCCUGCGUGGGCGGAAAAAAGAGGAAACCAGCGCGUCCCGCAACAUGCGAGCCCAGCUGGAGCCUUGCAAACGGUCAGGCCGGAGCUCUUUGCAGCGACGUCAGCCGCAGCUGAGGUAACGCGGGACAUGCGGCUUCUGCGGCCAGAGAAGCGACUGGCUGAGCCCACGAGGUGGGGGACAUUUGGAAGGGAACGGGGGGAGAUUUUGGCUUUUCAAAAAACUCCUCCCGUUUGGGGCGGAGGAGGAGGAGGCGACAGCGGCUGUGGCAACAUCGCCAAGAGGAUCCCGGGUGCAUGGAGCCGUCGGAUACUGUAACAGGGAGGUCUGCGAAGGGGAGGACUCUUUCCCGCGACGCAAAAAGAAGCGGUUUUUUCGCCGCUGGAAGGGAAAGGAGCGGCUUUGGGGAUCCACGCGCCUCGUUCUCUGGAGUUGUUUCACGGAACUCGCCAGCGCGUGAGGUUCAAGCGAGACGGCGGCGGGAAGGGGAGACACCCAAUUGCUGAAAGGAUUAUCGAAAAGGGGACAGCCAGCGACAGAAAACGACUCCCGCACCCCUUCCUCUCUGCUCUAUUUCACAUCUCUGAUCCCCCUCCUCUUUUUCCCCAGAGUUCAGCAUCAGUGGCCUGGCCACCAGCAAGGGCUGGUAAAUUAAAACGUGACCAGCAAACUGGGCGAGAGAUCAGAGGGAGCGUGGAAACGCGAGCUGGGGGGGGGGAGGAGGGUGGCGUGCGUGAGAGCGAGCGAGAGCGUGUGUCAUUCCCUCUCCUAAUCUUUUCUGUCGCGCUCACCCUUGAUCUGCUCUGCUCUGGACAUUUCCAAAGACACGGGAUUGAAGCAGAAGGCUGACAAGAGGAUUGCGACUUUUCAUCCCUAUUCUGUCUCUCUCCUCAAGAGUUUGAUUUUUGUAAAAGCUAGCAAGUUUGGGUAUUAGUGUGCGCUGCCUGCCUUGUGUGUGGAAAGGAGGUUUCGGUGGAGUGGAAGGAAGCGAUGUCUAAGAUCAGAAGGAAGGCUAUGCUUAUUCUUAGCUUUGUGCUUCUGACGACUUUUCUUGAUGUGGUGAAAGGGCUGCCCUUGAGGAAACAGCGCAACCACAGUCCGAAGGAAAGGAACUAUAAAUUGGUGGAGAUCGCUACUUCAGCUGACAUUGCUUCAGUCAAAGAAGAGGAGAUGUCACAGUCUAGCAAAGUCCGGAACCUGAGGCAAAACGGACGGGCCAUGCCACGCCGGCAGAAACGCCGUUGGCCAUUGCAACAUGCUGCAAGGAACCAGUUGGCAUCGCUCCAGCCUGGUGGCAUGAUCCAGGAAGACAGUACACCCUUUGUGCUGGACUUGCAGAACCUGCCAGGCUUAGCCAACGUGGACUUGAGUGCCCCAAAUCCAAACAUACAGGUGACCAUAGAGGUGGUGGAUGAUCCUCAGGCUGAGAUGGAGAUGGACCUGCUGAAGGAGACUAGCAAUGACUGGUCUCUGACCUCCUCUGAGUGGCUAUCCCAUAAAGACCUUUUCUGGCCACUUUUCUGGGAGUAUACAGACCCCAUGGAGGAAGGAGAUGAAGGAGAUCACUUGGACAUGAGGAGCAGGGUGGAAGAAGACGAUGACGAAGAGGAAGACUAUACUUCAGAGUACGAUGAGGAAGAAACAGUGCUGAGUGGAGUGGGAGAUGACUGGGACCAGCGAUGGCCCAAUCAGAAGAAGAACUGGAUUUUCAAAGAGAAAUAUAAUUAUGGUCAGUCUCCUUUUCCUUUGCUUGACUAUGGAGAUGAAGAGGAGUGGAGCCCUUGGUCUCCCUGCAGUGCCACCUGUGGCAGCGGCAACCAGAAGAGAACCCGAUCUUGUGGUUAUGCGUGCACUGCCACUGAGUCGAGAACCUGUGACCUCCACCGCUGCCCUGGAGCAGGUGAGGAGUUGGCUCUUGCCACUGAAGAGACACCCUUUGAAGCUGAGAAUUCUACAGAGAUCUUAAACUCAGAUGUGGACAGCUGUGAAAAAUGGCUAAACUGCAAGAGCGACUUUCUCAACAAAUACCUAAGCAAAGUGCUCUCGGACCUGCCCAGCUGCCCCUGCUCCUAUCCGCUGGAAGCCGUUUACAGUGCUGUCAACAUGCAAGACAAACAGCAGGGCAAGAGCUUCCGUUGGCGGGAUGCCAGCGGGCCCAAGGAGCGGCUGGACAUCUACAAGCCCACGGCCCGCUUCUGCCUGCGUUCCAUGCUUUCCUUGGACAGCACCACCCUGGCUGCGCAGCACUGCUGCUACGAUGAGAACACCAAGUUGAUUACGCGAGGCAAGGGGGCUGGGGCCCCCAACCUCAUCAGCACCGAGUUCUCCCCUGAGUUGCACUACAAGGUGGAUAUGUUGCCUUGGAUCCUCUGCAAGGGGGACUGGAGCAGAUACCAUGCUGUGCGGCCUCCCAAUAAUGGGCAGCGGUGUGCCGACAACCCUCCAGAGGACGAAUUCCAAUCUCAGCUACAGGAGGCCAGGGAGUAUUAACAUGCGAGGGGGGACCCAAGGCCAUGGACAGCAUGACAUUUUUGGUCUCCCACACAACAUACUAGAGAACAUAACCAGGAUCUCUUUCCUUCUCUCUCU
Messenger RNA from Rhineura floridana, 2890 nucleotides. RefSeq names its product isthmin 2 (gene ISM2). NCBI's taxonomy places the organism in Eukaryota, Metazoa, Chordata, Lepidosauria, Squamata, Rhineuridae. The record is from RefSeq and is a predicted model, not a curated record. Bases 1292 to 2791 code for a protein of 499 amino acids. The transcript is spliced from 6 exons.